AUGCAGUCAUCUACAGCAUUUGCAGCGCCUCCACCAGCUCCACCUUCCAUACCUUCAUCAUCUUCGACAUCUGCACGUUAUUCUAGCUCCAUAGGGAUCGGAGCGCCAUCAUCUGCAGGUCCUUCAACCCAACCUAGAGAUUCACGCAUACCAUCUUCAGCAUCAUCCCAUGUUCCAUCAUUACAGCAACAAUUGUUCAAGGGAACCAGCAUCCCGACACCUAGCGCUGGAAUUUUGGAUAGAUCCUUGAACCGGACAAAGGGGGCCGAAGUCGCUCUGAACGCGUUCGCAUUUAUGCUGUCGGAAAUCGUGAGCUAUAGUCAGACAAGGAGUGAUAGCGUUUUGGAUCUGGAGAAGAGAUUGUCUUCCCUGGGAUACGAAGCAGGCACCAGAAUACUCAGUUUGAUCCUCUUACGCAACACGCAAGCGGCAGGGGUUAAAGACCCAAAACGAGAACACCGUCUCAUCCCGAUCCUGCAAUUUGUGCACACCCAUGUGUACAAGUUCUGCUUCGGUAAAGCUGCAGAUGGGUUGGAGAAGAGUGUAGAAGGCGAGGACGAAUACAUGUUGUCGAUGAAUCAACCACCGUUGACUCAGCACAUUUCCAUACCGAAGGACAUGUCCCAGUUGUCAUGCGAGGCAUUCACAGCGGGCAUAGUCGAGGGCGUUCUGGAUGGACUCGAUGUACCCGCUCGUGUUACCGCACACACGGUACCCAACGAUCAAUACCCCCAACGGACAGUCAUCCUUAUCAAGCUCGACAGGAGAGUCAUGGAUAGAGAGGAAGUGCUUGGCAAGUAA
Kockovaella imperatae is the source of this 801-nucleotide messenger RNA. Its product is annotated as ER to Golgi transport-related protein. Lineage: Eukaryota; Fungi; Basidiomycota; Tremellomycetes; Tremellales; Cuniculitremaceae. The record is from RefSeq and is a predicted model, not a curated record. Bases 1 to 801 code for a protein of 266 amino acids. Gene Ontology annotation, cellular component: TRAPPII protein complex; TRAPPI protein complex; TRAPPIII protein complex. The transcript has 5 exons. Gene Ontology annotation, biological process: endoplasmic reticulum to Golgi vesicle-mediated transport.